AGGAGGGUCCAAGAGCAGGGCUGGAGGGCCAGGAGCGGGACAGGGGGGCCGGGAACAGGACAGGGGGCCCGGGUACGGGAGAUCCCGUCUGUAAUCAACAGGAAGCGACGUGCACUGCAGCUCCGUCUCCUCUGUAGGGAACCUGCUGCAGGCAGUGACCAUGGCAGAGCACAGCGGACUCAGUGGAGGACAUUCAGCUGCUUAUGGAGCCAUGGAACAGCCAUAUCAGCCCAAUUACCUGAUGACCCCAGAUAUUGCUGGGAAACCUCUCAUCCCUGGAUACACACAUUAUCCUGAAGGAAUGAUGGCUUCAGCGGCCAUGAGUCCUCCGUAUUACCCUCCAGCUGAUGCCACCAGUCCGGCUGUGGACACGGAUGGUCCAACAGCUCCACUCCCUGAAUGGACAGAUAUUCCAGGGUAUGAAGGGAUGGGCGCCGGCGAUGGGGGUGGUAAAUUUCUACCUCCUCCAGACAUGGGGCCGAUUCCUGGGGCUGUGCCGACACCAACAAACGCCGACUGGACGGUCCCCUCCAUCUCCGAAGAUGACGCGAGAAAGGCUCUGCUGGAUUACGCCAAGAGCAAAUGUUGUUACCGCUCAACUGCAGCAGAAGGCAUGAACUUCCAGAAACUCCAACCGUUUAAUACAUACCGGUAUCGGCUGGAGACUUUCACAGAGUCCAGGGCGUGUGCAUGGGUGACUACGCCUUAUACCGGCCAGCCGGUGGAUUCCUCUGCCUAUGGACCGGCCCCUCAGCCCUGGGAAAUACCCGUCCAGAUCCCAUCCAUGUUCCAGGACAAGGAAAUGAAAAUCCCCGUUCCCCGGACAUCCUCCGUGAAGGCUUGCCCCCAGUGUUUGGGAACCUGCAAGACGGUGUGUAGGAGAUGUCACGGAAGGCGGAAGGUGAAAUGCUUGAUGUGUCAUGGGGCGGUACGUCGUAUGAAUGAUAGAUGCCACCACUGCAGAGGAUCUGGAAAACAGAGGUGCACAACUUGUCAUGGCAGCGGACAUGUGACGUGCACAGGAUGCUCCGGGCAUGGCCAAAUCCUGAACUACAUCGAGCUGACCGUCACAUGGAAAAAUAACAUUUAUGAGUUUGUAGCUGAUCACAAUUCCGAGUUCUCUACUGAGCUGUUUACGAAAGUGAACGGGGAGAGAAUCUUCACGGAUGAGCAGUUGCUGUUGCCGCCGCUGAACAACUUCCCAGAUCCGGCAAUUAAUCAGGCUUCCCUGGAUGGUUUGCAGCAGCAUCACGCACAGUUUGCUGGUUCCUGCCGGAUACUGAGACAGAGACACGGCAUUGAGUGGCUGCCGCUCACCAAGGUGGUAUACAUUUGGAAAGGCAAUCGAUACGACUACUUUGUCUAUGGGAAGGAGAACAAGGUUUAUACUGACAAUUACCCUCAGAAGUGCUGCUGUGCCGUCAUGUGACCUGGAAUUACUCCACGCGACUUUAACUAUCCAGCCUCAGUCACCUCACUAUGCAGAGGGAGGCACCAGCCUGCAAGCUGUUACACCCCAGUAUGAGGCAUCUUGUAACAUUAUGUGCUGUUGUGUAUGUAAUAUGGCCCUAGGACCAGCGCUGUUACAGUAACAUGUAAUCAGGCUGCUCUCCGCAUAUGGGUCAUGUUUAAGUUUCUAAAAAGUGGAAUUAAUAUUUAAAGUAUAUAUCCGCCAGCUUGUGCCUUUUUUGUUACUUCAUUAAAUGUAAGAGCUGCAUAAUUUUUAUCAACCAUGUAAAAUUCCUUUUAUUAAUUCACUUUUUAAAAACUUCUACCUAAAUAUGACUUAGUAGUAGUGCGGAUAUAAAGCAAUCGCCGUGGUAAUCCGGGGCCUUUUCCUGUGGAUCUGCAAUGUUUAUAUACAGUAUAAGUCACAGUAUAUUACUAUUGUAGUCAUUUUUAAUACUAAUUGUUUAGCACCAUAAUAAUUUUUUAAUUGUAUAAAAAGAGAACUGGUUACUACAAUCUGUCGUCUCGGACCCAUGUUCCUCUGCGGGACGAUACUUUGGGGCUGAUUCAGAGUGAGACACAAAUGCCGUGUUUACUGCGAUCCUGUACACAGCGAAUCUGGGAGAAUAUGCUAAUUCUGCAGCUGCAAGUAUUUGUACAAAGACGCCAACCCAUGGUAUCUCUGAUUGUGUACAGUGACGCAAUGUCCGUCACAAGUAAGUCGCAGGCUCAGACAUGCUUCCAAAAUGGCUGCGGCAUGCCUACAUUUAACAAGCCACCCCUAUUACCUCCUACAGACGAUGAAUACCCGUCGCUCACUUUGCAAAUUAAUUCUCACUGCAUCCACCAUCGCUAAUUAAUCACUACAUUAGUGCGAAUCUGACACAUGCGCAGUGCAAGAAAAUAAAAAAAUCGCUCAACUGCGCAAAGUUCACCUUGUCUCAUCGUUUGAAGUGAACUGAAUAAAUGGAUAUUGGGCUUUGUGUAUAAUUAUAUAUGGGGGGUCAUUCUGACCCGAUCGCACACUGCAGUUUAUCGCAGCGGUGCGAUUGGGUCAGAACUGCGCAUGCGCCGGCGCCGCAGUGCGCCGGAGCAUGCCAGACAGCCGGAGGCCGUCGGGCCGCUACGAUCGCCUCUGCCUGAUUGACAGGCAGAGGCGGUCGCAGGGUGGGGGGCGAAAUGGCGGCGUUUGGCCGCUGUUUUGUGGGCGUGGUCUGACAUGCGGGGCGAGCUAGCCCUGUGCUGGGCGUCCCCCCGCAUGUCAGUGUGAAUGAUCAUAGCUACGAUCAUCUCGGAAUGACCCCCAUAGUGUAUACAUAUAAUUAUAUGUGUAAAUGAUCUCUUCUAAUUGUGGCAGCCUGACACGCGGAUAUGGCGAUUAUAUUUAAAGAAUAAUAAAAACUGGGACACAUUCGCGGGGAUCCAUAGUAACAAAAAUCAGCAAUAGCAGCAAGUGUUAUACUGAUUAGGCUGUGGUAACGAGAAGAAUCACAUAUUGGUAAAUGGAACGCAACGCCUGGAAAUGCCUUGAGCGCAUAAUACCGCAAGUAUUACCAUUGUAACAAUUUGUACAAAACCAGUCAAUAAAAAGUAACAAUAAAACGAAAUCUGGCUUAAUAGAAUUCCGGCUGCCUGACUCAGAUAUACAAAUUGUUACAGUGGUAACAUUAAUUUCUUACAUUAUGUGAUUAUUCUCAUUAACACCGUCUAAUCAGGGGAUACGGUCGUUAGGUUGACACAACUUAGGUCAACGGUCAUUGGGUCGACAUACGUUAGGUCGACAGGGUAACUAGGUCGACGUGAUCAUUAGGUCGACCUGUACUAGGUCGACAGGUCAAAAGGUCGACGUGAGUUUUUUCACAUUUCUUAUUUUUUUCCAUUUUUCUGGAUUUUUCCAUACUUGACGAUCCACGUGGACUACAAUUGGGAACGGUAAUCUGUGCCAAGUGCAGCAGUAGUGGAGCGAGGCACCUUGCUCGAAGCAUGGCGAGCGAAUACGGUGCACUAAUUGGGGUUCCCCGUCAUUUUACGAAGAAAACGACACCCCAAAAAAAACAAAAACUCAUGUCGACCUUUUCACCUGUCGACCUAUCGUGGUCAACCCAAGGACCCAUACCCCUAAUCAGCUAUUGCUGCUUUUUUAUUAGUAAUACUUUGUUUUUGCUGUAGUGGUUCUUGCUAAUCAUUUCUAGUAUUAACAAUAUUAUUGAUAUAUUUGUUAUUAUUGUGUUAUAUUAGACCUAAUCAUAAGCUCGCUCCUUAAAAGACCUGUGCCAUUCGGUCAUCCCACUGUGCAACUGUGUCAAAUCAAACUGACGUCUGGAUUGUAGAUGGAUAAAACAGGCAGGGUGAGGGCCCAGCAUUCUGUGACGCAGCGCACCAUCCGUAGGACAGGUGUUAUCAGGCUACGACCAUCGAGAUAAUAGCUGCUUAGCAAAACUACAAAUGAGUAAAUAGGAGAUCAGAGGGAAAUGUAUGUGGGGGUAUUUCAAAAUUGGUAAAUGGAACGCAACCCCUGGAGGUGCCAAGAACACAUGAUACCGGAAGUAUAUCUUAAACGUCAGGAUUAGAUUAGAACAAUGGGUAAGAGCAGGGAGCGGGAGGUAGAGAAGUGAAGCGUAAGAGCAGGGAGCGGGAGGUAGAGAGGUGAAGCGUAAGAGCAGGGAGCGGGAGGUAGAGAGGUGAAGCGUAAGAGCAGGGAGCGGGAGGUAGAGAGGUGAAGCGUAAGAGCAGGGAGCGGGAGGUAGAGAGGUGAAGCGUAAGAGCAGGAGGUAGAGAGGUGAAGCGUAAGAGCAGGGAGCGGGAGGUAGAGAGGUGAAGCGUAAGAGCAGGGAGCGGGAGGUAGAGAGGUGAAGCGUAAGAGCAGGGAGCGGGAGGUAGAGAGGUGAAGCGUAAGAGCAGGGAGCGGGAGGUAGAGAGGUGAAGCGUAAGAGCAGGGAGCGGGAGGUAGAGAGGUGAAGCGUAAGAGCAGGGAGCGGGAGGUAGAGAGGUGAAGCGUAAGAGCAGGGAGCGGGAGGUAGAGAGGUGAAGCGUAAGAGCAGGGAGCGGGAGGUAGAGAGGUGAAGCGUAAGAGCAGGGAGCGGGAGGUAGAGAGGUGAAGCGUAAGUUGCAGGGAGCGGGAGGUAGAGAGGUGAAGCGUAAGAGCAGGGAGCGGGAGGUAGAGAGGUGAAGCGUAAGAGCAGGGAGCGGGAGGUAGAGAGGUGAAGCGUAAGUUGCAGGGAGCGGGAGGUAGAGAGGUGAAGCGUAAGUUGCAGGGAGCGGGAGGUAGAGAGGUGAAGCCGCUUCCUGAUGACAGGUGUGAGGUUCAUGAGCUAUUAGGGCAGAAUCUCAAUAUUUAGGUAGAUGGAAUUAUCUUGUUUUUUUAAAUGGGGUUAUAAAUCUGCUGCCCAUUUAUCUAUAAAUUGGUAUAUGGAGUCAAAUUUAUAUUUCCAUACUCCCUAUAUGCAUAUAAGUUUCCCUAUAAAGAGAUCUAGUAUAUGCGGAGAGGUACUGCGUUCUUUGUGUCUCGGAGAAGCAUAGGCCCUCAUUCCGAGUUGUUCGCUCGGUAAAUUUCAUCGCAUCGCAGCGAUUUUCCGCUUAGUGCGCAUGCGCAAUGUUCGCACUGCGACUGCGCCAAGUAAAUCUGCUAUGCACUUAGUAAUUUUACUCACGGCUUUUUCAUCGUUCUGGCGAUCGUAAUGUGAUUGACAGGAAAUGGGUGUUACUGGGCGGAAACAGGCCGUUUUAUGGGCGUGUGGGAAAAAACGCUACCGUUUCCGGAAAAAACGCAGGAGUGGCCGGAGAAACGGAGGAGUGUCUGGGCGAACGCUGGGAGUGUUUGUGACGUCAAACCAGGAACGACAAGCACUGAACUGAUCGCAGAUGCCGAGUAAGUCUGAAGCUACUCAGAAACUGCUACGAGGUGUGUAAUCGCAAUAUUGCGAAUACUUCGUUCGCAAUUUUAAGAAGCUAAGAUUCACUCCCAGUAGGCGGCGGCUUAGCAUGAGCAAAUCUACUAAAAUCGCCUUGCGAGCGAUCAACUCGGAAUGAGGGCCAUAGUUUCCAAGAUAUGAAACCUCUCCCCUAACCCAUGUCACAAACACUGUAUUUAUAGUCAUAUCAUUGCUGAAAUAGCAGAGAGUAAUAUGGACACCCCCUGUUUUCCUCUUGUGGGGGACGUUAUGCCCAAAUAUGUGACUGUGAGUUAUAAGUUAUAUGAGCAUUUCAGGGGGGGCCCGCAUUAGUUAUCGAAUGAGCCAAUCAGGGCCUCAGCUGACCCCACCAAAGGUGCGAUAUUCUGGUGAUAAAGAGUGUUUGCGGCUUGUGAUCAGGGCUGGAAAUGAGGCUCCAUCACAGAGGAGUUUUCACCUGCAGGUCUCUGCACCUUUCCCACCGUUACCCUGCGGACAGACCGAGCUGCGUGUUAAGGCUGCAAGUUAAUCCUGUUUUAUUUACUCCUUUGCUUACUUGUAUGUAUAUUCUUUGUAACUCUUUUAUCUUGUAACCACUACUUUUUGUAACUUUCUGAAAUAAGCAUUGUACCCUUGUUUUUUGGUAAAAUAAACGUCCAUUUGUUUAA
Pseudophryne corroboree (corroboree frog) is the source of this 6007-nucleotide messenger RNA. Its product is annotated as protein SSUH2 homolog. The coding region runs from base 161 to 1429 and encodes 422 amino acids. NCBI's taxonomy places the organism in Eukaryota, Metazoa, Chordata, Amphibia, Anura, Myobatrachidae. The record is from RefSeq and is a predicted model, not a curated record. The transcript is spliced from 13 exons.